This is a messenger RNA of Plasmodium adleri (nom. inval.), 4095 nucleotides long. RefSeq names its product conserved Plasmodium protein, unknown function. The record is from RefSeq and is a predicted model, not a curated record. The coding region runs from base 1 to 4095 and encodes 1364 amino acids. Lineage: Eukaryota; Apicomplexa; Aconoidasida; Haemosporida; Plasmodiidae. The transcript has 4 exons.
AUGGAUGGGAAUAAAAAGGAAGCUAAAGGAAGAAACUAUAAAAAGAAAAACUCUGAUAUUAUUUUCUACACACCAAAGUCAAAUUUAGCGAUUGAGAGUUUACAAAGAACUAUUGCAUUUAAUAAUUUAUUUAAAUAUGUUAAUAAAAAUAUUAAAAAAGGUGAAAUAAAAAAUGAUGAAAUUAAAAGGGGUGAAAGAAAAAAUGAUGAUAUAAAAAAGGAUGAUGUACAAAAUGAUGAUAUACAAAAUGAUGAUAUAAAAAAGGAAGAUAUAAAAAAGGAAGAUAUACAAAAUGAUGAUAUAAAAAAGGAAGAUAUAAAAAAUUAUCAUAUAAAAAAUUAUCAUAUAAGAAAUGAUGAUAUAAAAAAUCAUCCAAUUAACAAUGAUCAAAAAAUAUGUGAUCAAAAAAAACUAGAUCAUUUUAAACAUAAUAUUAUAAAAUAUGAUCAAUUUAAAAAUGUACCAGUAAAAAAAAAAAAAAAAGAAAAUGUGAAAAAUAUGAUAGGGAGAAAAGUGCAUACACAUGAAUUGAAUAAAAAAAAUAUUUUUGUUCUACCUAAGAAUAAUAUGAAUAAUAAUUUUGAAGAAAAAAAAAAAAUUCCCUUAAAAAAAAAUAAAAAAGUAAAAAAAAGAACCUUUUCUGAAAGUACUAUAAAUAUUUUAUCAUAUUUUAAAAAUGACAAACUAAUAAAAUUAAAGGAAAAGGAUAAUGAGAAAUAUAUAGAAAAUUAUAGAAAAACAGGUACACCGAAUAAUGAUAUUAAUAAUACUAUUUUUAAUAUAGAUAUAAAUAAAAAUAAUAUUAAUAAUAAUAUAAUUAAGAAUAACAUAAUUAAGAAUAAUAUAAUUAAGAAUAACAUUAUUAAUAAUGGCACUAUAAUUAAUCCGUUAAUUACUAAUAUUGAUAAUCUUAAUAAAAUAUACAAAAAAGUGAAUGAAAAAUCAUACUUAGAUGUAAAUAGUUGUCAUAAAAGAGUUAGAAGUGAAAAUUAUCAAUGCAAAAUUUUUCUUGAAGAAAAAAUGAAAUUAAAUAAUAUGGAUUAUAAAAAUGAUACAUGUGAUAAAGUUAAUGAGCAUUUAAAUCAUUUUAAAACAGAUAUUUAUUAUAAUCAAUUAAAUCAAAAUGAAAAUUAUUUAUAUGAUAAAAAUUUAAAAAAUAAUAAAUAUCCUAUAAAUAAUAAUGAUGAAAAUUUUAUAGAAAAAGAAAAAUAUUAUGAGUACUUAGAAAAUAUUUACUUAUAUUCGAAAAAAUAUUUCUUAUCUCAUAAAAUGGAAUAUAUUAGUAAAUAUUUAUUUUAUAAAAAUAAUAAUUUAAAGAAUUUAAUUUUUUUAAUUGAUUCAUUAUUUUUAAAAAAAAAAUAUGUGGAAAUUUUGGAAUUAUUAAGAGAUUAUAAACAUUUGUGGAUUUAUCCAAUUUAUAUGAAAAAUGAAUUUAAGAUAAAAUAUUUGGAUAAGAAGAAAAAAAAAAAAAUAAAUAAUAUAAGAAGAAAAAAUAUAAAUUAUAAGAAACUUGGAAAUGAACCAAAAUAUAAGAAUAAAAUCAUUUGUAAAAAUCAGAAAAAUAAUUUUCAUUAUAACGAUAAAAUUAUUAAUAAUAAUGAUAAUAAUAAAAAUAAUGUUUUUAUUAUUAAUAAUAAUAAUAAAAAAAAUAAAAAAAAAAUUGAAAAAAAAAUUAAUAAUAAUAAUAUUAUUAUUAUUAAUAAUAAUAAAAAAAAUAAAAAUAAAAAUAAAAAAAUAAUAAAUAAUAAUAAUAUUUAUACUACUACUACUAAUAAUAAUAAUAAUUAUUAUUAUUAUCAUAAUUUUAAUGUUUUAUAUGAAAAAAAACACAAUUUAAAAUUGUUUCAUAAAAAUAUCCAAACAGAAUAUUUUAAUGGGAAUAACAAUUUUGUUAUUAAAAAUAUGAAAUUAUAUAGCCCACAUAAUAUACCACUUAAAAAUACAAAUGAUUAUUUACCUAAAAAAAAAGAGAAUGGAGAAAUUAAAAUAAAUAAAAAUAAUAGAAAACAUUCUUGCAUUUAUAUAAAUAAUAUGUGUGAAAAAUAUUAUCCAUUUAUUUAUAAUAAAAAAAAAAAAAGUACAAAGAGAAUGUUUUAUUGUAUUAGUUAUAUAGCCUUUGUAAAAAUAAUUUGUCUCCUUAAACUAAAAAAUAGUAAUUGUUUAAAUAAAGGUAUACGUUUUGUAAAUAGAAUAUAUAAAAAAACGUUUUUUAAUAAGAAUACUCAUUAUUUGGUUCAUGCUAUUAUUAGGUUGUAUGAAUUAAAAGGAUUAUUCAAUUCCUCCCUUAAAUAUUCAAUGAUACUAUUUUUAAAUUUUCCAUUAUAUCCUCAUAUUAUUCUUAAAUUAUUUAGUUUUUCCAUAUUAUGUUUAAAGGAAGAAAUUUAUUUAAUCUUAUUAGCUAGUUAUCCUAAGAAUUUUUCUUGGUUCAAAUAUUUUCUCUUUUUCAUUUUAUAUUCUGUCAAUUUUCAAUUUAGAGAUAAAAAGGUUUUUAAUAAUUUCCUUUUCUUAAUUGAAAAUGUAAUUAAAAAGAAGAAAAAUAAAAAUUUCAAAUCAAAAUAUAAGGGAAAAAAUAUCAUUUAUGACAUGAAAAAAGAUGAUAUCCCUAUAUAUAAUGAGAGGAUUCGUCUAGAUAUGAAUAAGAAAAAAAUUAAUACUAAUAAUAAUAAUAAUAAUAAUAAAAGUAAUAUUAAUAAUAUUAAUAAUAAUGAAAAUAAAAGUAACAAUAAUAUUAUUAAUAAUAAUAAAAUUAAUAUUAAUAAUAUUAAUAUUAAUAGUAAUAUUUAUAAUAAUAAUAAUAAUUAUUUUAUUGAUAAUAUUGAUUAUCAUGAUAUUCAUAAUCCUAAUAUUAAUAAUAAUGAUACUUAUAUUUAUAACUUACAAUCUAAUACAUUUGAAAAAAAAAAAAGUUAUAACAAUGUAUCUAAUGAUUUAUAUUAUUCAUACGAACCCAUUUUAAAGCGUGAUAAUAUAAAUGCUAAUAAUAUUAUAUAUAAAAAGAUUAUAUUAUAUAAGUCAUCAUAUAAUAAAAUAACUUUAUAUGAUACAUACAACUAUCUUGUUAAUAAUAGAUUUUCCAAAUAUUUUCCCAAAUUUUUUAUCUAUUCUAAAUUAUAUAUUAUAAUAAAUAUAAAAAAAAGUUUUUAUGAAAAGAAUUUUAUUAUGUGCCUUAGUUUAUGUAAACUUUUAUUAAAUGAUUAUAUUUAUGAUCCUUCUGUAAUUACUUUUUUUGUUAACUCUUGUUAUUUAUUAAAUAAUAUUAGCUCAAUAAAAAGCUUAGCUAGUGAAUUAAAAAAAAAUAAUAUGUAUAUCUGUUUUUUAUUUUGUAAUGCAACAUUAUUAUUAUAUUUUAGAGAAAUAGAUAAAUCUAUUGAAAUAUAUAAAUAUAUUGUUGAUACAUAUGAAAAUGUAUUUUCUGACUUAUAUUUUUUUUGUUUUUUAAAUUUAAUAAAUACAUUACAUAUAACUCAAAAGGCAUCUCAAAUUAUUAACCAUUGUAUAUGUUUUAAUAAGUUAUUCUUUAAUAAUAUACAAACAUAUUUAUUAUUAUCUUAUUAUUAUUAUGUAAAUAAUAUACCACUCAAAUCGUAUUCGUCUAUAAUGAAAGCUUAUAAAAUGUAUCAUUACAACCCCGACAUUUUCUAUAUGCUAUCUUUGUUAUCCUUAACAGCUAAAAGAUAUAAAGAAUAUGUAACCUUUAGUGAAUUAUCACUUUUUUUUAGUUUAAGAAUAAGUAUAAUUAGAAAUUAUAUAUUUUCUAAAAUAUAUGAAACACAAUAUGAGUAUUUACCUUUUCAUUUAUUAUAUUACAAAUUUAAAAUUAUAAAUUUUGAGAAUUCUAUGAUUAAAUUUCCUAUUAAUAUGGAACCUUUUAUGUGUUACAUAUUUUUUGAGAAUUUAAUAAAAUCAUACAUUACAUAUCAUAUAUAUUCAUAUGAAAGGCAAGGUCUGGAUUAUCUCCUUUUGGCUGAAAAUUUAUGUAAAAUGGGUUUUCUUAUUUUUUCAAAAGAUUUAAAAUUUUUACAAAUCCUAAAAUUUAUUCAAGAUCAUAAAUCAAAUAAUAAAAGUAUUUGUUAUUUAGUUGAAAAUAUAAAUUAA